GGCUUUGACAAGCAUUGCUAAAAAACCUAACCUACAAAUUCCUAACCCUAAAAAUUGUGUUUUCCAUUUACAUAAUAUACACUAAUAUUGAAUGUUUAAUUAAAUUAGUUCAACUUCUGUUCUGUGAAAAAAUAUCCAAAAUGGCUUUAAGUCAUUUUGAUGAAAGGAGAGGAGUCGUCAAAUGUAAAACCUCGUUUGGAUCUUGGUGGCAAACCGUUGGAGAAGUUCAUAUAGCUAUAAAUAUUCCAAAAGAAACAAGAAGUAAAAAUGUUCAGAUUGUUGUUUCCCCUAAACAUUUAAAAUGCACUGUUUUAGGAAAAGUUCUUUUAGAGGGCGAAUUGUAUGAAACUGUUCGCGGAGACGAUUUUGUGUGGACGAUAGAGGAAAAUGAAGACAAAUCCAAAGACAUUUGCCUCGUGCUUUCCAAAGCAGCAUACGAGAAAUCUGACAAACUAUGUUGGGAAUCGUUGAUGACCGGCCAUAACUAUCACCCAGAUCUGAUGACAUUCUCCGAGAUGAGAAAACAGAUCGAUUUGGAACUUUUCCAAAUUGAGAACCCAGGGAUGGACUUCAGCAGAGCUAAACUUUCGAAAUCCUACGACAAAGUCCCCAUGUAUCCUGACAAUACAAAUCCAGGUUUCAACCAAGAUGUCGCACAACAAUUUAGUGACAUGGAGGGACAACCAAGAAACUUUGAAGAUUAUUCUGAUGAUCGAUGAAAUAAUAAUAUAAUUAAGGAAUAAUUGAUAAUAUAUAAGUAUAAAUAAUAAUAUACCAUUAAGGACCCGGUCACACUGAAAGCGAUCUACGAUCCCAUGAAUUUCUUCAUC
Messenger RNA from Nilaparvata lugens (brown planthopper), 830 nucleotides. RefSeq names its product nudC domain-containing protein 2. The coding region runs from base 141 to 719 and encodes 192 amino acids. Lineage: Eukaryota; Metazoa; Arthropoda; Insecta; Hemiptera; Delphacidae. Gene Ontology annotation, cellular component: cytoplasm. Gene Ontology annotation, biological process: protein folding. The record is from RefSeq and is a predicted model, not a curated record. The transcript is spliced from 3 exons.